This is a messenger RNA of Medicago truncatula (barrel medic), 719 nucleotides long. Its product is annotated as soyasapogenol B glucuronide galactosyltransferase. The transcript is spliced from 2 exons. Bases 75 to 719 code for a protein of 214 amino acids. NCBI's taxonomy places the organism in Eukaryota, Viridiplantae, Streptophyta, Magnoliopsida, Fabales, Fabaceae. The record is from RefSeq and is a predicted model, not a curated record. Gene Ontology annotation, molecular function: UDP-glucosyltransferase activity.
AGAUAGACAAGAAUUAAUACUCAUUCAGUUUCUUCACUCAAAUUUUUCGCUAUACCUUUAGAAACUAAAUAGCGAUGCUAUCCCAUGAAGCUGAAGCCUAUAACCUGAAGGUUAUUUUCCUUCCCUUCUUAUCAACAAGUCACAUGAUCCCAAUGGUUGACAUGGCAAGACUAUUUGCUAUGCAUGGUGUGGAUAUCACCAUAAUCACCACCACAAGCAACGCUGAGAUUUUUCAAAAGUCCAUAGAUCGUGAUUUCAAUCAAGGUCUUUCUAUAAAAACACAUGUUGUUGAGUUUCCAGCCAAAGAAGUUGGCCUUCCAGUUGGAAUAGAAGCCAUGAAUGCCAAUACUUCUAUUGACAUGGCCGACAAAAUCUUCAAGGGGUUCAUAAUGCUACAACCUCAAAUAGAGAAUUACUUGUUUGGGGAGAUUGAAGUUGAUUGCAUAAUUAGUGACAUGUUUUACGUAUGGACCGUGGAUGUUGCAGCCAAGUUAGGUAUUCCAAGAAUUGUUUUUUGUCCGGCGAGUAUUUUCUCUCGUUGCACGGAGCUCUCCAUUGAACAACAUUCAAGUCACACCAAGGUGGAGUCCGAUUGUGAUAAAUUUACGAUCGUUGGGUUGCCGGAUAAGUUGGAAAUGAAUAGAUUGCAGUUACCAAAUUGGGUGAAAAAGCCAGACGUGCCUUUUGGAGAGAUGAUAAAGUCCUCCAUAACAUUAUAG